Molecule: messenger RNA, 1089 nt
Organism: Cyclocybe aegerita
Lineage: Eukaryota; Fungi; Basidiomycota; Agaricomycetes; Agaricales; Hemipholiotaceae
Source: the annotation of a GenBank genome assembly
AUGCGCUCGAUCUUCCACCGACAUCCACGCACCGUCCUGCUACUCAUCGCCGCCCUCAUAUCCACGUACCUCUUCUUCCCAUUUACCAUCGGCACCUUCCAAGCUCCCAACUAUACAGCCUACGUCCUGCGGGACGAUGGACUCCCGAGUCGGAUCGCACACGCCGAGGAGGAGUACGCCAACGUCGUUAGAAGUAGGAGGGAGAUGAUCAGGAAGUACGGGCCUGAGACAAGGGACAUCGAAUUAUUUCCCCCGGAUAAGUCGCCCUGGCCACCGUACACAGUGUGGUCCUUCUUCCCCGCAGCAUUCGAUUGCCCACACGAGGUCCUGCGGCUCGGCACGCUUGCAGACGGCGGUAAAUGGGUCUGUGGGCUCUCACGGCUUCUCUCCGCAUCGCCCAGUCCGCCCUCAUCCAACACCGACAACUCUCAUUCAGACGACGCCGACGACGACAAACCCAUAUCAAUGUCCGCAGCUUCACUACGGCCCUGCGUAAUCUACUCUAUUGGGCUGGGCUAUGACUCUUCCUUCGAAGCGGACUUGUUGGGACGUGCACCGCACUGUCGAGUGUGGGGUUACGACAACGAGCCGCGGGUCAAGGGAUGGGGUUGGAGCGGUGAAGUGGGACGCGGGGUAAAGGCGAGGGCGAGUUUCAAGCCGUGGAGCCUCGUAGGUAAAGAGGGUGACGGAGGCGAAGAUGAAGGGAAGUAUACGCUCGAGCGCCUGAUGGAGAUCAACGGUCAUACGCACAUUGACAUUCUCAAGAUCGACCUGGAGAGUCGCGAGUUUGAUACAAUGCGCACGCUUCUCCGACCAUAUAUCGCCUCGGGAAAGCCUCUUCCAUUCGGCCAGCUCCUCCUCGAGAUCCAUGUCUGGGACCGCGGCUUUCCUGAACUUCUAGCGUGGUGGGAGAUGCUCGAGGCGGUAGGGCUGCGGCCCUUUUGGACGCAGCCGAACCUGGUUUACCAAAACUACAACAAGAAGAAAACGGCCGAGUUGGCUGAGUACUCUUUCCUCAACGUACAAGGCGAAAACAUCUUCAUAUCCGACCCGCUUUCGAGUUCCCGUCUUUCCAAGGAUGUCAGGUAG